Molecule: messenger RNA, 408 nt
Organism: Tinamus guttatus (white-throated tinamou)
Lineage: Eukaryota; Metazoa; Chordata; Aves; Tinamiformes; Tinamidae
Source: RefSeq, a predicted model, not a curated record
AUGGGACUGCUCGUGUUCCUGCGCAACCUGCUGCUCGCGCUCUGCCUCUUCCUCGUGCUCGGCUUCCUCUACUACUCCGCCUGGAAGCUGCACCUGCUCCGCUGGGAGGACUCCAAUUCAGUGGUUCUUUCCUUUGACUCCGUUGGACAUACAAUAGGCUCAGAAUAUGACAAACUGGGCUUUCUCCUGAACCUGGACUCAAAAUUGCCUCCAGAAUUGGCAUCAAAAUAUGCAAAUUUCUCUGAAGGGGUGUGCAAACCUGGUUAUGCAUCAGCACUCAUGACUGUCAUCUUCCCAAAGUUCUCCAAGCCGGCACCAAUGUUCUUGGAUGAUUCCUUCAGGAAAUGGGCACGUAUCAGGGACUUUGUACCUCCCUUUGGAAUUAAAGGACAAGGUAUGAGAAAAUGA